Trypanosoma rangeli is the source of this 357-nucleotide messenger RNA. RefSeq names its product GDP-mannose transporter. Bases 1 to 357 code for a protein of 118 amino acids. Lineage: Eukaryota; Euglenozoa; Kinetoplastea; Trypanosomatida; Trypanosomatidae. The transcript has a single exon. The record is from RefSeq and is a predicted model, not a curated record.
AUGAUUUUUCUCCUAUUUGUCAUCGAGGAAUUGCAACUCGUGGGUGUGCUACUGCCCACCGUCGUGGGUCUUAGUUGGUUUUGGAUUGGAGUCACUUAUGUUCUCAGCUUCAUGAUUUCAACGUCAGGAUUCGCCCUUCAAAAGCUUGUGUCGGACGCCACAUUCAUGGUCGUUAACAAUUUGACAAAGUUUGUAAAUAUUAUUAUCGGACUUUUCAUUCUACAUGAUCACAUGGGGCCUGUUGACGGUGCUGGCUGCGUCAUUGCUCUUGCCGCAGGUGCCUGGUACUCCGCUGCGCGCUACCACUUCAAGGCAUCGGAUACAGAGGAGGAAAAAAAUGUGAGCAUCUCAGAUUAA